Saccostrea cuccullata (small rock oyster) is the source of this 545-nucleotide messenger RNA. RefSeq lists its product as uncharacterized. Lineage: Eukaryota; Metazoa; Mollusca; Bivalvia; Ostreida; Ostreidae. The record is from RefSeq and is a predicted model, not a curated record. The transcript is spliced from 3 exons. Bases 47 to 499 code for a protein of 150 amino acids.
AAGACUUGAGUGCAUGCCACUUUCGUUGAAAUAUUAAAAUUUUGUCAUGGAUUUAGUACGGUGCAUCCCUGCUUUGGUUUUAUUAUUUUUGGGCAAUGUAAUACCAAAUGUGGCUUCAGUUAGAAUGUGGGAUAGAGCCACUGUUGUUUGUGAUACUAAUGGCAAAAAGCAUGUGGUCGAGGAAAAUUCUGAUCGAGUUGUAAAUUUAGAUGCCAACUGUCAGUCGGGAGAAAUAGCUUGGAGACUCAGCACGACCUAUGUGUAUCUGAGAUUCCGAAAACCCUCUGCAUUUAAGGUUUGCUUUAGUAGCAAUGCCAUACCAAGUUUGGAAAAAUACAGCGUUUACAAGAUGUCAAGUGGAUCUCCAGUUUAUUCAGGAAGUCCAAACCAAGAUGGUGACAUUUGUGUGAUGUCCUCGGGGUUUAACCUUGACAUAGCACUGGAGGCUUUGGAUACUUUUUAUGUAUUAACAGCCAAAUUUAAAGUCAACUGUGUCUAAUUUUGAUAAAUCUUUGUAGGAAAUAUAAAUAAACCUAUAAAGGUAG